GACACACACCCAGCACACACCCAGCACACACCCAGACAGUUGGGUAUAUCUUCAGCCAGCUAUAGUGUUUGUGUUAGACUCUGGACCAGCUGCAGAUUGAAGUCUAAGGAGGAGCAACACGGUUUUUCAGUCCGUCAGCAUGGCACUCGUCUUCCUCCUCCUCUUCCUCCCCCUCUCUCACCACUCCAAUGCCAUGACUGGUUGCCAUAGUGACCGUGACAAAGACCACCGCCCCCGGGUCAACUGCACGGCAACCAACCUUAGUGACGUUCCCGCCAGCAUCGACACGACAACCAAGGUGCUGAUCUUCACCCAGAACCAGUUCUCCAGUCUAACCUGGUCCUCCUAUAGUCACUUCCCAGAGCUCUAUGAGAUAGAUCUGAGCCACAACGCAGUUCCAGAGGUUCCCCUGUCCCCCGGCCCGAUUCUCCCCACUCUAGGGGUUCUACGCCUGGUAGGGAACCGCAUUAGAACCCUGCCCCCUCACUCCUUCAGGGCCACGCCGGGCCUGCUAGAACUCUAUCUGGACCAGAACAUUCUGGAGACACUAGACGACCUGUCCUUCUCUGGGCUCAGGCUGCUACAGAUCCUGGAACUUUCUCAGAACCGUAUCUCUGUUCUGCCCCCUCUGAUGUUUCGCUCCCUCCCGGCCAUCGAAACCUUGGUUCUAGAGCAGAACCACAUCAGAACCAUGCCUGACCAGUGGUUCUCUGCCAAACCUGAAGUUCCCUACACCUACCUGUCGCAGAACCCCUGGGCCUGCUUCUGUAAGGUGGGUUACCUGAAGAAACACCUGGAUGAUCAGGGCUUCAAUGUGUAUACGAGGGAUGGAAUAAUCAUCACUCCGGACGAAGAGAGUGUUACCUGUGCCACACCUCCCUCCCUGGCCGGCCGACCAAUCGUGGGGCUGGAGGAUGAGGAGUACUGCUCACCUGGUGCCAAACCUGAUGGCCCCCCUGGAGACUCUGAACCUCAACCUACCCCUACACUACCCCCCACCACCACUAUGCCACCAACCACAGGAGCCACAACCACAGUUCCUACUACCUUUCCCACCACUACUACUCCUGCUACCACUACUACUGUGGUACCCACUACUCCUGCUACCACUACUACUACUGUGGUACCCACUACUCCUGCUACUACUACUGCUACUGUGGUACCCACUACUCCUCCCCGUCUCAACCACCUAGGACCCCAACUCAACCACCUAGGACCCUACCUUGGACCCCAACUCAACCCCCUAGAACCCCAACUCAACCCCCUAGAACCCCAACUCAACCACCUAGGACCCCAACUCAACCCCCACUACCUAGAACCCAGACCCUGA
This is a messenger RNA of Oncorhynchus tshawytscha (Chinook salmon), 1330 nucleotides long. Its product is annotated as platelet glycoprotein Ib alpha chain. The record is from RefSeq and is a predicted model, not a curated record. The transcript is spliced from 6 exons. Gene Ontology annotation, molecular function: protein binding. Bases 140 to 1330 code for a protein of 396 amino acids. NCBI's taxonomy places the organism in Eukaryota, Metazoa, Chordata, Actinopteri, Salmoniformes, Salmonidae.